AUGAUAGAAGUUCUUUUCAGUGCCCGACCAAAACCUUACAACAACGUCCGAUUGCCGUCGUCUAGGAGAUUUGUAAACGGGACCAUGGACGACAAACUACAGAUUGACGACGACGAAUAUGUAAAGAAUAGUGCAAAAGCUGGCCGAAGAGCGCGACAUGCAGUUGAAUCGUCCGACCACACACGACAUGCGAAGUCAUCUUUUACUUCGACUGGGGACGGGAUUCCUCCGAAACCUCCAAGACGUCAAGGAGGGUGGGCAGAAGAAACCACCGGAUCAGGCUCAGCCAAAUCUGGAAGAAGACAAACUCUUGAUGAAGUUGAAGACCAUCGUUUGAGACCACAAAGCCCACAGAGAUCUGAUAGUGAUGGCGAUAUUCCCGUUAUUCCAGAUUUGGAUGAAGUACAAGAGGAAGAUCUCACCAUGCAGGUGGCUGCUCCACCGAGUAUCCAGGUGAACAGAGUGCUGACCUACAGGGAUCUCGACAACGACUUGAUGAAGUACUCAACCUUCCAGACACUGGACGGGGAAAUAGACUUGAAACUUCUCACAGAGGUCUUGGCCCCUGAGCAAGAGGUACACGAGGAUGAUGUUGGGUGGGACUGGGAUCAUCUGUUAACGGAGGUGUCCUCAGAGCUGCAGACAGAAUGGGACCAUGGGGAGAGACAGGACUUCAGCGCUUCUGUUUGUUGAACACAGAAUGGUUCUCCAUGAAUGAACUCCACUGACUGUACCAGCUGAGUUUACCAAUGACACGUAUCCUCAGUUGUAAAUUAUUUGUAAAUACUAUCUCCGUUUCGGAUGCUACAGACAACGGGACGCUUUUAGGCAUAAGCAAUAAAAAAAACUCUUACUUUUA
Molecule: messenger RNA, 859 nt
Organism: Engraulis encrasicolus (European anchovy)
Lineage: Eukaryota; Metazoa; Chordata; Actinopteri; Clupeiformes; Engraulidae
Product: intraflagellar transport protein 43 homolog A-like
Exons: 1
Coding region: 1-693 (230 amino acids)
Biological process (GO): intraciliary retrograde transport
Cellular component (GO): cilium; intraciliary transport particle A
Source: RefSeq, a predicted model, not a curated record